Messenger RNA from Apodemus sylvaticus (European woodmouse), 2698 nucleotides. It is a transcript of the gene Dym, whose product is annotated as dymeclin. NCBI's taxonomy places the organism in Eukaryota, Metazoa, Chordata, Mammalia, Rodentia, Muridae. Gene Ontology annotation, biological process: Golgi organization. The record is from RefSeq and is a predicted model, not a curated record. The coding region runs from base 379 to 2439 and encodes 686 amino acids. The transcript has 19 exons. Gene Ontology annotation, cellular component: Golgi apparatus.
CGCCCGCUGCUGGCGCGCGCUUAGCCGUUCGGUCCCCAGCCGCGUCCUCCGUCGCUUCCCUCUUCUCACCCCAGCUCCUGCGUCGCCGCACCGACAGCCUCUGGGGCCAAAGCGCGGUCGGAGCCGGAGCUGCAGCCGCUGACCUACGGAACCAUGGAGGCCUAAGCCAGCGUGCAUACCCGGGCCCCUGUGCGCCCGCACUCCCGCUCCCUUGCUGCCUGCCCGCCGCGGCUGGAAGCGGAGUCCGCGCCGCUGACACAGGUUUGAGCCAUCACAUCUGACCUGGAGUGCUGUUGCUCUGUGUGCAUCCUGGAGCUCGGUGCUGUGGUUGUCUUGUGGAAAUGCCCGUGUGAGGAGGAGCUGCCUAUUGCAUAGAAGAUGGGAUCGAACAGCAGCAAGAUCAGUGAUCUCCCUAAAAACGAGUACUUAAAAAAGCUAUCCGGCCCGGAGUCUAUCUCCGAAAACGACCCCUUCUGGAACCAGCUCUUUUCAUUCUCCUUCCCUGCACCAACCAGCAGGUUGACCUUGAACUCAUGGCAGUCCUCCAGCCUGGAUGCUGCUAAUAACAGUACUGAGUUGAAGCUGUUAGAAGAGGCAACUGUUUCAGUUUGCAAGUCUUUGGUUGAAAACAACCCUCGAACAGGAAAUCUUGCCGCGUUAACUAAGGUCUUCCUUUCCAGAACCCGGGAGCUCAGGCUUUCAGCCGAGUGUCAGAACCACAUCUUCAUUUGGCAGACUCACAAUGCUUUGUUUAUUAUUUGCUGCUUGCUGAAAGUGUUCAUCUGUGAGAUGUCUGAGGAGGAGCUGCAGCUUCAUUUUACAUAUGAAGAAAAGUCCCCCGGCAGUUACAGUUCCGACUCUGAAGAUCUUUUGGAAGAACUGCUCUGCAGCCUGAUCCAGUUAAUCACGGAUACACCACUCCUGGAUAUUACAUAUGAGAUAUCAGUGGAGGCCAUCUCAGCAAUGGUUGUCUUCCUUUCCUGCCAGCUCUUCCACAAGGAGGUUCUGCGACAGAGCAUCAGUCACAAGUACCUGAUGCAAGGCCCAUGUCUUCCCUACACCAGCAAACUUGUGAAAACCUUAUUGUAUAACUUUAUCAGACAAGAAAAGCCACCUCCGCCCGGAACCCAUGUCUUCCCUCAGCAGUCGGAUGGGGGAGGCCUGCUGUAUGGACUGGCGUCAGGAGUAGCAACUGGUCUCUGGACUGUCUUCACGCUAGGCGGGGCCGGAAGCAAAGCGACUGCCUCUCCAGAGCUUACCUCCCCACUGGCCAACCAGAGUCUCCUGCUGCUGCUGGUGCUGGUGAACCUGACGGAUGCCCCAGACAUACCAAACCCCUACAGACAAGCCGUCACGUCAUUUAAGAACACGCAAGACAGCAGUCCGUUCCCAUCAUCAAUUCCGCAUACCUUCCAGAUUAACUUUAACAGUUUGUACACAGCCCUGUGUGAACAGCAGACGUCUGACCAGGCCACGCUGCUCCUGUACACUCUGCUCCAUCAGAACAGCAAUGUCAGGACGUACAUGCUGGCGCGGACAGACAUGGAGAAUCUCGUUCUGCCGAUUCUCGAGAUUCUGUAUCAUGUUGAGGAAAGAAGCUCACACCAUGUCUACAUGGCUCUGAUAAUCCUGUUGAUCCUCACAGAAGAUGAUGGCUUCAAUCGGUCCAUUCAUGAAGUGAUAUUAAAAAACAUUACUUGGUAUUCAGAAAGAGUCUUAACUGAAAUUUCCCUGGGGAGCCUCCUGAUUCUGGUUGUAAUCAGAACCGUCCAGUACAAUAUGACCAGGACUAGAGACAAGUACCUGCACACAAAUUGCCUGGCAGCUUUGGCAAACAUGUCAGCACAGUUUCGUUCCCUCCACCAGUAUGCUGCCCAGAGGAUCAUCAGUUUGUUUUCUUUGCUGUCUAAAAAACACAACAAGGUUCUGGAGCAAGCCACGCAGUCCCUGAGAGGCCCCCUGAGCUGCAGCGAUGCCCCUCUCCCAGACUAUGCCCAGGACCUGAGUGUCAUUGAAGAAGUGAUUCGGAUGAUGCUAGAGAUCAUCAACUCCUGCCUGACCAAUUCGCUUCACCACAACCCAAACCUGGUGUACGCCCUGCUCUACAAACGAGACCUCUUUGAGCAAUUCCGAACGCAUCCCUCAUUCCAAGACAUAAUGCAAAACAUUGACCUGGUGAUCUCCUUCUUUAGCUCAAGACUGCUACAAGCUGGAGCUGAGCUGUCAGUGGAACGGGUCUUGGAAAUCAUUAAACAAGGGGUUGUGGCGCUGCCCAAAGACAGACUAAAGAAGUUUCCAGAACUGAAAUUCAAAUAUGUGGAGGAAGAGCAGCCUGAGGAGUUCUUCAUCCCUUACGUCUGGUCUCUGGUCUACAACUCAGCAGUGGGCCUGUACUGGAACCCGCAGGACAUCCAGCUGUUUGCCAUGGACUCGGACUGAAGCCGCACACAGCCAUGCCUACACACACACACACACACACACACACACACACACACACACACACGCACACACCCCGCCACCCCGCCCCGCCCAGCAGAAGCAGACUGCACGCCCAGUGUGUCUUCUGCCACAGAGGGUCACACAACGUGCUCCCCUCACACACUGUGACUGUUGGGGGACUCCCAGUUAGCAGUAGUUCGCUACGCUUUGAUUGUACUGCAAGGGUGAGACAAAAAUAAACGGGAAACAUGCUGUUCAA